Molecule: messenger RNA, 1418 nt
Organism: Cynara cardunculus var. scolymus (artichoke)
Lineage: Eukaryota; Viridiplantae; Streptophyta; Magnoliopsida; Asterales; Asteraceae
Product: FRIGIDA-like protein 2
Exons: 3
Coding region: 1-1296 (431 amino acids)
Source: RefSeq, a predicted model, not a curated record
AUGGCGAUGGAGUCAUUGGGGGAAAUCUCUGCUGCCAUCAACCUAAUCGAAAUCAAGAAAGAAAACCUUCGGAAAUCAUUCCUCCACCUUCAAUCCCAAUCGUCGUCAUCUGCUUUGAAUCUCAAUCUCAAUUGGACCGAUUUCGAUUCCUAUUUCACAACCAUCUCUUCCUCCCUCCGCCACCGAUUCCAGCUCCUCAAUACCCUAAAUCCAUCAUCCACCACCACAUCCAUACUCAAACAUCUCUGUCGUAAUUCCGAUGGGAUAGGGUUAAGACGGUAUAUCACUAACGCCGCCAAUCGAUCAUUGCUGUUGGAACAACUCCCUGAUGCUUAUCUGUGCGCCCCUGAUGCUCCGGCCAUGGUUUUGGACGCAAUGGCAGGGUUUUAUUGCGGUAAAAGUCAUGAAUCGUGUUUGGUCAAGGGUGGUUGUACGAUUAUGUUGGAAGGAUUAAUGCGUAUGAAGCUGGAUAUUAGGGUUGAAAUGAAGAAUAAAGCGAUGAAGGUGGCGAUGCAGUGGAAUCGGAAGCGGCUGAUUAGUUCUGGUAAAGCAAAAAGACUUGAUGCAUUUGGGUUUUUGCUUCUUGUGGCAGUUUAUGGAUUGAUGGAUGGAUUUAGCAUGGAUGAGCUUAUCGAUUGCUUUGUGAUCUUCGCUACUAGAAAACUACGCAAGUUUGAUCUGUGUCGGAAGAUGAUUCCGGCGAAUAAGAUCGAUGAUCUGAUUCAGGAACUCAUUAAUAGAGACAUGGUAGUUGAUGCUGUGAAAUUCAGUAUCGAAUUUCAGAAAACCGACAGAUUUUCACCCGGUCAUCUCUUCGAGCAGCGUAAAGUAAUGUCUACGAAGAUUAUGGAGGUGACCCGUAAGAACGGAAAGGAUUAUCAGAAUAAGGUUAUAGUGAAAGAAAUCGAGGCGUUAAGGUCAAUGAUCAAAUGCAUUGAUGAAUAUGGUCUAGAAUCGGUGUAUCCAAAGGAUAUUGUCGUUGAUCUCGUGAAGAAACUAGAGAACGAGGCGGGUUUUGGAAAACGAGUGGCGGUUCACAGGAAGCAGCAGCAGCAACCACAGCCAAAGAUGCGGAAAUUAAACAACUUUCUUGAAGUUACUGCAUCGACCAUACCAACAAGUGGCUGUUCUCCGGCUGGGUGCACCCCCAUGGCUCCAUACGGUAACAUUGGUUACGGUGGGCCUGGUGGGUCUCGGUCUUAUCUUCCACAAGCACACCCUCCAUCCGGAUCAGGUUAUAUCGAUAAUUCGAACGAGUUGGCAGCCGAAUAUCGACCAUCUUAUUAUCCUCACUGAUCCUUGGUUGCAGAUUGUGUUUAGUGCAGUAGAUAGGAACAAGUUUUCAUCUGGGAUCUGUAAAAAAAUCUUAAAUUUUGAUGGGUAUUGUGUUUUAAUUUGAUUACAUAUUUGUAAAUCAA